This is a messenger RNA of Gaeumannomyces tritici R3-111a-1, 2020 nucleotides long. RefSeq lists its product as hypothetical. Gene Ontology annotation, biological process: chromatin remodeling. The record is from RefSeq and is a predicted model, not a curated record. Gene Ontology annotation, cellular component: Ino80 complex. Lineage: Eukaryota; Fungi; Ascomycota; Sordariomycetes; Magnaporthales; Magnaporthaceae. The coding region runs from base 525 to 1424 and encodes 299 amino acids. The transcript is spliced from 2 exons.
UCUCAUUUCUUCGCAGCAGCAAGUCGAGCAAUCCUCCAGCUCGCCCUCAUGGCGCUGGAGGUGCCGACCAUGGCCCCAACCUUUUUCCCUCGAAUGUCUGCUCAAUCCCCUUUCUCCCUCCCAACCAUCUCCACAAACCUCACCCAAACCACCAAAACGCCAUCGCCGCCUUCCACCUCCACUUCAUUUUCAAGUCCAGGCUCAUGCCCUUCGCCGACACCCAGCGCCAGUAAUCCUCUCCAAUUUUGGGAAGCCGACUUAGCAACAACUCACCCGGGCUGAUCGCCUAGAGUCCUUGGUCCGCCUUGUCACUCGCCAGUCUUGAAUAAUCCCCCAACCUGAUUGUCCACCACCACGCCGACCGCCCGACCUGGCCACCCACCACUUGCAUAAAGCACGAGAGCCUCGCUGCACCUCUCUGCCCGGGGCACUGGUCCCUUUGCCACCGCGUCGCUUCCGCGCCAUCCUCAAAUCUAAGCGUGCUCACGCCCACGGCUUCAUUUUCUACCCUUCCAGCAACCGCCAUGGCACCGGCAGCGACAAAAAACGCGUCAUCGGCCAAAGACCGUCGCAAGUCUGACAAGGCUGCCGCGGCACCCGAGCCAAGGUUGGAGCCCGCAAGGCCCGGCCUGGUGACGCUCGUCGUCCCGCCCGAGAGGCUGAGAGCCAUCGUCGACCCUUCAAGCGUCUCGUCCUUGCCCGAGGAGACGUCGGCCAAGGACAAGGAGUCGCCCACGACAUCGUCGACGCUGGCUGCCGCACCCCCUUCCAACCCGGACGCCCCGUCAGACUCGACCCCGAACACACCCAACCCCAGUGGGACCCCGGCACCCCCUUCUGUCAUGGGACCUCCCACCGAAGGCCCCAAGAAGAAGGGUGUCAAGAGGUCCGCCGCCGUGGCGAAUGGUAACGGGAGUGACGGCCCGACAGCAAAGGUUCGGGGCAAGCCUGGCCCCAAGAAGAAGGCGAGACUCGACGACGGCACUCUCGAGUCCGGACGUGCCAGCCUUGGCGGGCACAAGCUAGGUCCCAAGGCCAACCAGGGUGCUAUCAACGCCGGUCUGCGGGCCUUGGACCGCUCGGGCAAGCCAUGCCGUAAGUGGAGUAAGGGUGGCUUCACUCUCAAAAGCUUCACGGGUGUCGUGUGGUCGGUUCCCCGGUGGACUGCUCCGACACGGCCGCAGCCUGGGGCAGAGACCCUGCCGUCGCCUCCCGAGGAAUCGGGCUCGGCUUCCGCCGAGGGUAGCGGUAGCAACAAAGAGAAUGGCGUCGCCAUCUCCCUUGGCGUCAACGCUACCAACGGUAGUAACGAUAGCAAAUCCAAGGACGAUAUCAGCAACGGAGCAGUCGAUGUCGAGAUGCAAAGCGCCCCCAGCGUAAAUAUGGAUUCGCCUGCUCCCGCCCCUGUCGCUGCAGCCACUUGAGCUUGACAGCUUGCUUUCGUCACAACGCCUGGCUUUUCUUUUGCUUCUAUACCUUCCUUGUCACUAUCCUAUUUCGUUUGGGUAUUAUCCACUUGGCACCGUGCCCCGGAGGAUUUCGGCACAGUUCCUCCUGGUCUCGCUAGAAUGGGUGGCUACAACCACCCAAGACAUGAGCAACUGCGAACUGGCUCCAACAUGGUGGGAAGACCUAGUGUCUAUCGCCAUUCUGGCUUGCUGCAACAGUCCUGGCUCUUCUUUUCAUGUGUUUGUUCGGCGUUGAUUGGGCUACAGACAGCUGAGCGCUGUGGGCGGUCUGGCGUUUGAGAUGGGUUUCUCUUUUUGUCUUUGGGGGCGCAGCGGCAUGAUGGCGUGUACAACACCGACUGGAACAAGAGUUUUAUGGGAAAACAUUUGGAGCAAUGGCACAUGGCUGGCUUAAUAGAAUUGUCACUGUUUUGAUGUUUGGUAUCUGGUAUUUGUGAGAAUGUAAUUUCUACCAUGUUUUACGACUUGGGCGAUGCCUUGUUGAUUUUCCUUCUCGAUCUUUAUAGAUGGUCCCCUGGACAAAAAUGCCAUGACGAAGCACGCAAUGGGCA